Molecule: messenger RNA, 1032 nt
Organism: Lasiodiplodia theobromae
Lineage: Eukaryota; Fungi; Ascomycota; Dothideomycetes; Botryosphaeriales; Botryosphaeriaceae
Product: Aldo-keto reductase
Exons: 2
Coding region: 1-1032 (343 amino acids)
Cellular component (GO): cytoplasm
Source: RefSeq, a predicted model, not a curated record
AUGUCUCCUCCAAGCUCCAUCCCUACCCGAAAGCUGGGCAAGAACGGUCCUCAGGUUCCGGCCAUUGGCCUCGGCUUGAUGGGACUUAGUAUCUUCUACGGCCCUGUAGCCUCGGAAGAAGAAAGGCUGGCUUUCUUGGACAAGGCGUACGAACUUGGUCAGACGAACUGGGACUCUUCCGACUUCUACGGUGAUAAUGAAGACCUGUUGGGCAAGUGGUUCGCCCGCAACCCCGACAAACGCCCCCACAUUUUCCUCGCCACCAAAUUCGGCUUCGUCGCUCAACCCGGUGGACCGCCAAAGAUUGACUCCUCUCCCGCCUACGUCCGGACCGCACUGGAGAAAUCUCUACAGCGCCUGGGCCUCCCCUCCGUCGACCUUUACUACUGCCACCGCCUCGACGGCGUCACCCCGGUCGAGAAGACGAUGCAGGCCCUCGUCGAGCUGAAGAACGAAGGCAAGAUCAAGUACAUCGGCCUCAGCGAGUGCAGUGCCGCGUCCCUCCGCCGCGCCUGCGCCGUCGCGCACGUCGACGCCGUGCAGAUCGAGUACUCGCCCUUCUCGCUCGACAUCGAGGACCCGCGCAUCGGCCUGCUCGCCGCCUGCCGCGAGCUGGGCGUCGCGACCGUCGCGUACAGCCCGCUCGGCCGCGGCAUGCUGAGCGGCAAGAUCCGCUCGCCCGACAGCCUAGAGGCCGGCGACCUGCGCCGCAUGCUGCCCCGCUUCACGGCUGAGAACUGGCCGAAGAAUUUGGCGCUUGUGGACAAGAUCGAGCAGCUGGCGCAGGAGAAGGGGGUUACGGCGACGCAGUUGACCCUUGCGUGGCUUUUGGCGCAGGGAGAUGAUAUCAUUCCGAUUCCCGGGACGACGAAGGUGGACAGGGUCAUGGAGAACUUGGAGGCUGCGAAGGUGGUCUUGACGAAGGAGGACGUGGAGAGGGUGAGGAAGGCGUGUGAUGAGGCCACUAUACACGGUGGAAGGUACCCGGAUGCUAUGGCGGCGAUGAUGUUUAUCGAUACGCCAGAGCUGUAA